Molecule: messenger RNA, 369 nt
Organism: Dovyalis caffra
Lineage: Eukaryota; Viridiplantae; Streptophyta; Magnoliopsida; Malpighiales; Salicaceae
Source: the annotation of a GenBank genome assembly
AUGCUCCCAAAGGCCUAUCGAUGCUUGGCAUUUGGCUUUCUCCCAUUCAAGCUUCUAAAGCCAAUUCUAGUCUUGGAUGGAGGUCUUCUGCCAAUGAAGAUUGAACAAAGGGAACAAGCGUGCAAGGUCUUAAGGCAGAAGAAUGUAUCGUGUGUUGUGGCUCCUUAUGAGGCAAAUGCCCAAAUGACCUUCUUGGCGAUAAGCAAACAGAUUAUUUUCAAAAUGGAUAAGUAUGGGCAAGGUGUUGAGUUUCAGAGUUCCAGGCUUCAACAGAACAAGGAUAUGAGUUUUGCAGUCAGUGAAUGCUUAUUGAGAUAUGCAUUUUCAGUGGUUGUGAUUGUCUACAAUUGUUGCCAGGAAUGGGACUGA